ACGAACGAAAUAUAGAUAUAAGCACUUAUACCCUGCUUUCAAGUUAAAAUGUGAUCUCACAAAGCAAAAGCGCAGACAUAAAGUGCAAAUGCUCGUCUUGAUUAAAGUCAGUGGCUUCUAAGUACUUUCAAUGUGAUCCGCUGAUUAUGGAGUCACCGGAUGUAUCAGAGAAAGAAAUUUUCGGGAGCAGCCACCAAUAUUUUUACAAAACCGAUACCGAUUUUAUUGCAAGAGGAAGUUUUGGGAUUGUUUAUAAAGCUGUUUUAACCGGUGCAUCCAAUCUUCUCGGAACUUUUGUGGCCGUGAAAGUCGUACAUGUGCCAAAAGAAUCUGAGAUAUUGGUCAACCUCAAGAAAUGGACGAACUGGGGGGAUCGCAUGAAGAUUCUUCUCGGUCUUGCUCACGAACAUAUAGCUGCAUACCACAAAAUAACAAUUACCAGACCAUUCAGAGGCGCAUUUGUUGAAAUUGUGAUGGAUUAUUAUCACGGUGGUGAUCUUGCCUGUUUUUUAUACGGCCUUCGAAAAAAUGGUAUCCGUCUCGAUCGAGCAACAGCAACGCGAUAUGCAAUAGAAAUAACGGACGGCGUGCACUUCCUGCAUCAGAAAGGGCUUGUUCAUGGUGAUCUGAAGCCAGGAAAUGUGUUUAUAAAACAUCUGGACAAUGACCAUGAACGCGAUACUUUAGUUAUUGGCGACCUGGAUGAUUUUGUGCAGAUGCAGCGUAGCGUCACUUGUUCCGGCGACAUUACGCAUGUUCGUGGUACCAUACGUUUCAUGUCUCCGGAAAUGCUGAAAAGAUUCGCAACCCUGAACUCGGAAAUUCCCGGGCGCAAAACUGACAUAUGGAGUGUUGGAUGUAUAAUGUUAGAGCUAGCCCACUGUAUCACCGGUAGCAAAAGAAAACGGCUAAAGAAGAACUGGAGAAUAGUGGAGGCCGGGUACAGAAUGUCCGACACGCAUUUUGCUACUUUGGUCAUUGAUGGAUACGUGCCGGCAGUUACCAACAGAAAUCUCCUUCCGGCAGAACUGGUGGCUUGUAUGCAAAGAUGCCUGCACCGCAACAGUGAAAAACGAGUUUCUGCCGAUGAAUUAUUGAAAAAGUUGUUGUGUGUGGAUCCGUUAAAUACCCCGGCAAUAAUUGCUCGAAAAGAAAUAAAACACACAAUACAACGAUUCAGAAAGCAUCGUGGACAAAUCAUAACAGAUGCCUGGCGGCUUCCACUUCUCCUGCAACCUUGACUGCUUGCGAAAGUAAUGCACAAUCGCAGUUAUAAAAAGACUGAUGAGUGACUUUUCUGCGCGCCGUUGUAUCAAAGGGUCGGAAUAAUCUGCCUACCGUCCGGUGAGAGACAUUACACUGGGCACUAGGGUGCUGCGUCGUCGAAGGGCAGGAGCGUUAACGUUUAGUCGAUCGGCUUUUGAACUUCCGCUCGAUUCCUUUCGUGUGGCGCUGCUUUCCACUAUAACCGGUGCCUGGCUGUAUCGGCGCGUCAGGGCAUCCAUUCGGGCCAGUUUUGCGACAACUUCCUCAUCUUCCGGACUGAGCUGAUACUCCACUGUGACCUGGCCUGCACUGGGCUGGAGUAGACCUUCUACAAUAUUAAAUCAAAACGUCGUUGGCUAAAAUAUGCAGCAAACUGGAACAGCCUUUUUUCUAAAGCCAAGGAGCGGUAUAUAAUAUUCAUGUUUUUUUAAUGGCAACACAAGCAAAAAAAAUUGACCUUUCUGUUUCGCAGCUCUUGCUGAUGCCUGAGGAUUAGGAAGUCUGCGCAACCAUGCAUAGUGUAGAACUGCGUAGAGUGCGCCAAAACAGAUAUAAGCCGAACCGAAAUAUACGUAGGUACGGCGAGCUCCUAUGUACUCGAACAUCAGUCCGCCGACCAAGCUUCCGCAUCCUCUUCCUAUUUCGGAAAACAUUCAAAGUGACAGCAGAAGCUUUUUCUAUUCGACUGUUUAUUCAACAGAUAAUCUCUAAAGUUGGAAAUGCACUGAAAUCUGCCUUUUUAUUAUUUUAAAAAAUUUUGCGUAUCUCAUUAUCUGUGCGUAUCGAAGUGGCUUCAGAAUUCAAACUUUGUGAACAA
Messenger RNA from Paramacrobiotus metropolitanus, 2083 nucleotides. RefSeq lists its product as uncharacterized. The record is from RefSeq and is a predicted model, not a curated record. Gene Ontology annotation, cellular component: cytoplasm. The transcript is spliced from 3 exons. Gene Ontology annotation, molecular function: protein serine/threonine kinase activity; ATP binding. Lineage: Eukaryota; Metazoa; Tardigrada; Eutardigrada; Parachela; Macrobiotidae. Gene Ontology annotation, biological process: protein phosphorylation. The coding region runs from base 147 to 1241 and encodes 364 amino acids.